GUCAGGUCCCUUCCGACGAUCAUGAGUGUUCCCAAGGCUGUUGUUGUUCCGGCCACCACACAGCACACGGCCACGGUCAUUUUCGCACAUGUAAACGGCCAACUCGGACGACGUUGAAAUCGCUCUAACGAUGUACGGAAGGGAUUGGGAGACACGGGAUUCGGAUGGUUAAUAUUGGCAGAGACACUGAAAGACGCGAUGCCGCAUGUGAAGUGGAUAUUCCCCCAUAGUCCGAGAAGGCCAGUGACGGCAAACGGCGGGAUGGUAAUGCCUGCGUGGUUUGAUAUCAAAUCUUGGUCAAGUGAGGAUGAAGACGAAGCAGGGAUACUCAGAGCCUCCGAGUCCCUCAAGAGUCUCAUCUCGGCCGAAAUUGAUUCCGGAAUACCCUCCGAACGGAUCGUAAUCGGAGGAUUCUCGCAGGGUGGAGUCCUGGCUCUUGUAUCUGGACUCUCGGAGGCUCGCAGACUUGCUGGAAUGCUUAUACUGAGUGCAUUCAUUCCAUUGCGCUUCAGUCUUCGUGAGAGAUUAUCCAUCCACGCCUCCAGCCUGCCCAUAUUCUGGGGCCACGGCGCAGCCGACUCGGUAAUCCCAAUCAAGGCGGCUCGACGAUCUGUCGCGUAUUUGUCGGAGAUCAUGGCUAUUUCUGUCGUUGAGGGCCAAGCCAAGGAUAAAACGCUGCUGUCAUUCAAAGAGUAUACAGGACUGGGCCACACUCUGAAUGACCAGGAACUCUCAGACGUCGGACAAUGGCUUCGACAACUUGUGUACUGAUUGGUCUAUAUCCGUGCAUCGCCCAGACAUGUGCUUAUCCGCAUUGCAUCAUCCCAGUGUGGCAGAUGGCGAGUUUCCAGGAAAGGCACGGCGCCAGCAAGAGCCGCAGCUCGGCCCCGGAAUCUUUGACAGGAAGCGUGCCAACGGUGCGUGUGUGAUGACCGUGAGAGUUACACACCGGCGUAGGAACGGUCAAACUCUUCGAAGGCUUGUCGGAAAAUACGCGAGGCACCGCGGUCCUUCUGAAGGAAAUGCCAGUAGGCUGACGACAUUCGCUACGAUUCCCCUCAUCACAAGCGGCAGAGAUGCCCUUGAGUCACUCGGCUUGACUGCCAAUCUGCUUGUCCAACCCAGGAGGUCCUGAUCAUGGCAAACUCGACACGCCUACCAGGGACUCGGCAAUCCAAGACGGCUUGGGUCAUGGUUGAGAAAUUGUGAACGCGAUUGUAAGCGGCCACUGAGGACCGGCAGAAUGUCCUUAUUCGAAGGUGUUACAUACCAAUACAAAUGACAAAUUCAGCCCAAGGACGUGGCUCGAGAAGAACGCCGAUGUCGUAGCGAGGGAUGGCCCCCCGUCGAACCAUACUCCCCAUCCAGAUCAAUGCGCCGAAAAUACACAUCCAUGUCCCCAGCAUCGAAUUCCGACGUAGACAGCUCUUCGCCGGGCGCAGGCGUUUCCCCCUCUACCUCGGCAGCAUCCGGAGCCCGAGCCUUGCUGGUCCCGCCGCCAAUCCGGUACGUUCGACGUCGUUUGCCCUUGCGAGCGACAGCCGUGCCCACCGCCGGGGGUCGUGGCGGGCCGCUGCGGACCGCGUAGUGGGAAAGGGACCUGGUGUAGGGCGAUAAGGUGUGAUUGGAAUGCGCGAGCAUCGAGAGCUCGUGCGCGAUGUUGGCGCUCAGGGACUGGGGCUCAGUCAACUCGUGAUAGAUGGAUGUGGAAGAUGGCGGUGUCGACAAAGAAUGAGAAGGCGACGGGGACGUCGAUCGAGACGAGCUGGGUGACGGAGCCGAGGCAAAGGCAGCGGAGAAGGGAUUGUACGAGAGUUCAGUUUGUGCAGAGAAGACUGCCGCGGUGGAAUGUGAAGAAACGUUUGGAGGAGACUGCGAAUGGAUGACACGAGGCCGGACAAUUGUACCGCCGCCAACCGCUGGCAUGCGCUCAUACUCCUGCUCAUGGGCCUCCGCAACACUGGGGCUCAUCCCACCCCAGUCGAGCACGUCAUACGUCGUGUCCAAGUCUUCCGAGAGACCCGCCGAUUCGUCGUCGAGUUCCUCCAGAUCAGCGAGGCCCCGUGACGGGGAAAAAAGGCUCUGGAAGCCACGGAAGGCACUUUUCGCCGGGAUUCCUUCCGGACGGAGGCCGUACGUAGGAUCGAACACAUCAGGAUCGAUGAGCAGCGGUGCUGGCGGCGGCGUGGAUGUGCGCCGCGGAAGCGAGGAUCGUGUUGUUCGCCGCGUGAGCUGAGUACGGCUGAUGGAAGGCGAUGGGGUCCGAGGUAGAGGUAACGAGGCAGAGUUUAACAUGUGCACGUUUUGUCGCGUUAGGCUGGGUGGUGCGCUGUGAUGCCCAACGUGCGGCCGGGGAGGCGGAAUCUCCACUUUCGCUUUGACCCAUUGCUGGCUGAGACGGUGGAUGAUACCGGGCAGGUCCUCUCGAAACAUUUGGCGCAGCUGGCCUUCAAUUUCGCGCUGGAUGAAUUUUUGAAUCACAGCGAUAGAAUCAAAGGUGCUAUUGAUGUCCACACUCUGGAGCGGGUCGGUUUUGAAGACGAUGGUGAUGCCCUUUUGCUUCGAGACGACCAGCACAACAUACGAGCUGAGUUUGAAGUGCGAUAGGCGGAGCAGCAUGGGCACCACCAGCGCCUCCUUCGCAGCGAGCAUCCCUCGAGAGCCAGUCAUGAAGUCAAUGUCGGGAUGCUUGUGGUUGAGUGGAUUGGCUUGGACUUUGGUUCGCAGAACCAAAUGCGCAUCUCCGGCGUAGGUGAGCCUAAAUAUUCCACGAAACUGGUCCAUCGUCAAGUCCCCGAUAUCCCGGAUUUCAAGCUCAGGCGGCUGCGGUCCUCUGAGCAAAAAGUAACUCUGCGCGGGUCGAGUGAGCGCACCUGGGUUCCCAUUUCCAACUCCACUACCUCAAUCUUGUCGGCGAUAAUCGGAGGUUUGUUUCCCUUGUUGAGCGCGGUAUUGAGCAUCUGGAUAGCAUCGUAGUGGAACUGGUCUGAGAAUCGUGGCCAGUGGAAGGUAAAGGACAUGACAGGUUCAUCUUCCUCUCGGGGAGGAACUCGCCGGAGAUGUAUUGGAUCGAGCCAGGCAGCCAGGUAACCUUCCGUGCCGAGUCCUGAUGGGGCAACAAAUUGCUUCAACAGUCGUAAACGAAAAAUUUGACAUGACUCCUAUCUCGCGUUUCCCUUUCAUAUCGCAACGGUUCGUAUCAGAUGGCGGGGAAAGGACUCUUGUUGAAAGCGGAUCCCAUCGCGGACACCUUUCGCGAUGAGGUCAAGACUGCCCUCGACAGGACGACGCGUAAACCGCGACUUGUCGGGAUCUUGGCUACGUCCUCGGCACCCAGCAAGUUCUACGCCGAGUUCACAAAAAAGCAAUGCGAAGAUCUUGGCUUUGAUUUUGUCUUGAAACGGACUGGUGCGGCUUUCUCAGAGGAAGCAGGGGAAGGGGAGGGCGUUGAGGAGGCUAUCAUCGAGGCCAAUGAAGAUCCGAACGUCAACGGGAUCAUGGUCUACUACCCCAUCUUCGGACCUCAACAAGACCACUACCUCCAACAGGCGCGUUAUCGCGUUGAUCUAGCGGCGUGCGCUCAUUCUGUAUCCAGGUGGUCUCUCCAUAUAAGGAUGUUGAGGGGCUUCACUUCAAGUUCCACUACAAUCUGUACCACAAGUGAGCUAGCUAUUCAGCCUCCCAUGACGUUCUCUCCUCAUGCGAAUAUCAGCAUCCGCUUCCUUGAACCAGAAUCUCUGCUCAAGUCCGGCCUCCCAACUGCCGUUGCUGUCAUCGAAGGCGAGAACCCACCACCAGGAACUGUCAAAUCGAUUCUUCCCUGUACGCCACUCGCUAUCGUCAAGUGUCUGGAGCACAUCGGCGUGUACAACAAGAUCUUGCCCUACGGCGAUCGCGCCUAUGGCCGCACCGUGACCGUCAUCAACCGUUCAGAAGUGGUUGGACGACCGCUUGCGGCGUUGCUUGCGAAUGACGGCGCUCGUGUGUUCUCGGUAGACAUUGACUCCAUCCAAGAAUACACGAAACGCCCGCAAGUGAGCGGGCAAUCUGACGCCGCCAGAAAAUACCACCCACACCAUGUUGUGCAUCCCUCGAAUAGCACCCUCCAAGAGUGCCUCGCGAUAUCCGACGUGGUGAUCUCCGCCGUGCCGAGCGCAUCGUACAAAGUCGCAACCGAUUGGCUCAAGGACGGGUGCAUCUGUGUCAACGUCGCUGCGGAUAAGAAUUUCGAGAAGAAUGUCCGCGACAAGACCUCGAUGUAUAUUCCUGCUGUAGGCAAAGUGACGAUCUUGAUGUUACUGCGCAAUCUAUUGCGAUUGCAACAGUACAAGACCAAUGUGUAGACUGUGAAAAACCCAGUUUGUAUGAACAUCGCCUCCAGUCUUGGCGUAUACUCCAGCUUUGGCUGGUGGCUGAAGUCUAGUACCCAACUUCGAACGCACCAGAGACCUCCCGAUCUCCGAUGCAAUAUCGUUGGGCCCCUGCGACCACGGAUUCUGUCGAACAAGAUCCCACAGUC
Messenger RNA from Mycena citricolor, 4519 nucleotides. The record is from the annotation of a GenBank genome assembly. Lineage: Eukaryota; Fungi; Basidiomycota; Agaricomycetes; Agaricales; Mycenaceae.